Messenger RNA from Arachis stenosperma, 2956 nucleotides. Its product is annotated as pentatricopeptide repeat-containing protein At3g22670, mitochondrial. The record is from RefSeq and is a predicted model, not a curated record. Gene Ontology annotation, molecular function: protein binding. NCBI's taxonomy places the organism in Eukaryota, Viridiplantae, Streptophyta, Magnoliopsida, Fabales, Fabaceae. Bases 862 to 2541 code for a protein of 559 amino acids. The transcript is spliced from 3 exons.
CUCCCCCUUUCAGGCUUUCACUCGCGCAUAGCUUUCCCGGUUCUCCCUUGAAAACCCUAGCCUCCAUUGCGCCGCCGUUGGUCUCACCGUCGCCGCCUGGUUCGUCGUGCUCGAAGGCCCUCCCGUUCGCCCAACGCCAGAGUCUCCAGGUUUUGCUCCAACGUCGUCCGUCCGUCGCGUUCGCCGCCAGCUCCCCGUCGUCCGUCUCCAGUUCACCAGUGUUCGUUGCCAGCUUCCCGUCGUCCGUCGCUCUCCCUCAAAUCUAUGGUCAUUGCCCUCGCCGAAGUUGAACCAGUUGGACCAAUGAACCAGUAACUAGAGCGGUUUGAUGACUGGUUCGGUUUUCAGAACCUUGAUUAAAACACAGCAGAGGCAGUGCUGAAAGCCUCAACCUUCUCUGUUGCUGCCUCUCAGCGGCCCACGUCUCGUCGCCGCGCUGCUCACAUCUUCCUCUGCAUCACCGCGUCCCUCGUGUCUUCCACUGUGCCUCACUGUGUCUUGGUUCUCUGUCUCCCUCUUCUCUGCGUCCGGCCAAGGUGAGUUUCUUUUUAGUUAUUCAAUUAUUAAUUUUUAAUGAUUUGGCCAUUUGGGUAAUUGUUGCUGCUUAUCCGGUUUUAACGUAGCUGCAAUGGUUACUUUUUGCUGAUUCUGACCCUCUCUGCUUCGUGCUUCCUCUGGCUUUGGUUCUGUGAUCGGAAUACUGUGACACUUUAUUGGAACACUGAGGCUUUUGUUCUGCUUCUGAACUUCGCAGAGUAGGAUCGGGUCAACCAGUUUAAGCUGUGAAGUGACCUAGUAGUCUGACUGGUUCAAUCAUCGAUUCAGUUCUGACAAGUAUGUCUGUGACUUAGCAAAGCCAAAAUGCUCUCCAAACUACGAUUCCUGAACCACUUUGUCCGCAAGAAUCUUUCUACACGAACCACCGCUUUCAGUGGCUUCUACCGCUUCUCCAACAGUGGCGCUUUCUGCACCGUGGCUGAUUCAACCACACAGCCAACCCCCGAGUCGUAUGAACUCCCUGAUUGGGUCAAAUUCUCUGACAACCCAACCUCUCCCAAUGGCGACUACGACGAAGACUUUGUUAUCCCUUCACUUGCUCCUUGGGUCGACGGCCACCUCCUUCAUCCCACUCCCAAAUUUGUCAUCACCCCAACUUCCCAGCCAAACAACCUUGAAGAGGUCGAAGCAAUCACCACCCUUCUAAAGGAAAAGCACCCAUCUCCUGAGAAAGUUGCUCAAGCACUUGCUCAACUGAGUGGUUUUAAGGUUUCAAAAGGUUUGGUUGAACAGAUUCUGAAGAGAUUCAGUAAUGAUUGGGUCUCGGCUUUUGGUUUUUUCUCAUGGGCUAAAGUUCAAACAGGUUAUGAGCAUUCUCCUCAACUAUACAAUUUCAUGGUCGAUAUCCUGGCAAAGUCGAAGAAUUUCGAUCUCAUGUGGGAGUUAGUGGAGGAAAUGGCUCAUCUUCAACAAGGGUAUGUUACCUCGGACACAUUGGUUAAGGUUAUGAGGAGGCUUGCAAAGGCUGGCAAGCAUGAAUAUGCCAUUGAAGUGUUUCGCAGAAUGGGGAAGUUUGGGGUCAAACAGGACACAGCAAUGUUGAAUGCUCUCAUGGACGCAUUGGUGAAAGGGAAUAGUGUUGAGCAUGCCCAUGAUGCUCUUUUGGAGUUCAAGGGUUCGGUUCCCUUGAAUUCCCAUUCUUUCAAUGUUUUGAUACAUGGGUGGUGCAAAGUUAGGAAAUUUGAAUGGGCCAAGAAAGCAAUGGAGGACAUGAAGGAACAUGGGUUUCACCCUGAUGCAUUCUCAUACACUACUUUCGUCGAAUCAUAUUGCCGCGAGAAGGAUUUCCGCAAAGUGGACCGAGUUAUGGAGGAGAUGAGGAAAAAUGGUUGCACGCCUAAUGCUGUGACUUACACAAUUGUGAUGCUUGCUCUUGGGAAGGCAGGGCAGCUCAAAGAAGCUUUGGAGUUGUAUGAGAAGAUGAAGGUUGAUGGGGGUGUGCCUGACACUGCAUUUUAUAGCUCCUUGAUAUUCAUUCUUGGCAAAGCUGGUAGGAUUAAAGAUGCUCGUGAUGUGUUUGAGGAUAUGCCAAAGCAAGGUGUUGUGAGGGAUGUGAUGACUUACAAUACUAUGAUUAGUAUUGCUUGUACUCACCAGAGGGAAGAGACUGCCCUGAGGUUGCUCAAGGAGAUGGAAGAUAGCACAUAUAAGCCUGACCUUGAGACAUAUCAUCCAUUGUUGAAGAUGUGCUGCAGGAAGAAGAGGAUGAAGGUGCUCAGGUUUCUGUUGGAUCACAUGUUGAGAAAUGAUUUAAGCCCUGAAGUGGGAACUUACACGCUUUUGGUGCAUGGUAUGUGUAGAAGCGGAAAGCUUGAGAGCGCUUGCUCAUUCUUUGAGGAGAUGGUGUUGCAGGGAUUAACCCCAAAGGAAGUCACGCGGAAGCUCCUGCUGGGAGAACUCGAGUCCAAGAACAUGAUCAAAGAGAAACAACACAUCGAGGAUUUGAUGGCACGGGUCCAACGCAACAAUCUCGUUACUAGUUAGUGGUGUUUUCGGAAGCAGGAUUCAGUUCCAAGAAAGCAAAUUUUCCCUCCCAUGAGAAAAAGGAACCUACAUAUUCUGAAAAUGAUACCAGUAACAGUGGUUCCUAUCCUUUGCAAAGUUGGAUUCAUUAAUUUUGUAUGCUAUAAACACCUAUUUUGUAAUUUUAAGGCAAGUGCGUUUUAUAAUACUCAUGGUAUAAAAUUCCAUUAAAGCUCUAGCGGACAGUGGAAGGAAAUCACCCAGAGAGGGGAGGAAAAAAGAAAAGAAAAUCUCCAAGAUUGACAAGCAUUUUGUGUUGGAUCUAUUAUUCUAUUUUUUUUGGGUGAUUAGAUCUAUUAUUCUAUUUAAAGUGAAAAAUAUUAAUAUCAAUUAAUUUCUAAUUUUCCUUCACUUUUCUUUGAUGAAACAAUGUACA